This is a messenger RNA of Zygosaccharomyces rouxii, 828 nucleotides long. RefSeq names its product putative dodecenoyl-CoA isomerase DCI1 (gene DCI1). Gene Ontology annotation, biological process: fatty acid beta-oxidation. The record is from RefSeq and is a predicted model, not a curated record. Gene Ontology annotation, cellular component: peroxisomal matrix. The transcript has a single exon. Lineage: Eukaryota; Fungi; Ascomycota; Saccharomycetes; Saccharomycetales; Saccharomycetaceae. The coding region runs from base 1 to 828 and encodes 275 amino acids.
AUGUAUGUUGAGAUGAAAAGCAGAAUCACAUCAAGGUCAGAAGACAAUGGUCGAAUCUUUGUUAUUACGAUCAAUGAUCCCAAGAAACUCAACUCCCUAUCAUUCCAAGAUUUCAAAUCCAUUGGACAGCUUUUACAGGUGGCUGAUAACGAUCCACAAGUGCAAGUAACCGUUUUGCAGAGCACAGGCAAGUUCUUUUCAGCAGGUGUUAGAUUUGAAGAUAUCGGCUACAUGCGAGAUGAUGUUUCUUCCCACCCGGAGAGACUCUUUGGCCAUAUAGCUAUGCCCAAUAUACAAUUGGUAGCCCAGUUUACGCAACAGCGGAAACCCCUGGUAUGCUGUUUAAACGGACCUGCCGUCGGUAUGACAGCUGCAUUGGUCAUGUUGUGCGACAUCAUUUACGCCAAGAACGACUCAGCUUACCUGUUAUUUCCUUUUGCUAACUUGGGAUUCGUCCCCGAAGGCGGUACUUCAGUAACAUUACCAUGGAAGCUGGGCAUCAAUAGUGCUUACGAGCAUUUGGUGAUGGGUUCACCAAUAACUGUCCAGGAACUAAUUGAUGCACGCGCGGUAUCAAAGGUUUACUACUUGGUGGAUACCAAUACGUUUAAUGACAAAAUAGUAUCUGAAAUUGCCAAGACUAUUUCAAACGUCUUUCCGGAAUCUUUACUUGGCGUGAAAGGCCAGUUGAAUGCAAACUUGGAAAACAAUCUAUUGGCAAGAGCCCAAUCGUUGGAGACCAACACUACUAUGCCGUUCUGGACCUCGGGGGAGCCUUUCAAAAGAUUCCAACAACUGCAAGAGGGAACCCGUAGACAUAAACUCUAA